Messenger RNA from Corythoichthys intestinalis (scribbled pipefish), 2654 nucleotides. Its product is annotated as sodium- and chloride-dependent transporter XTRP3A-like. Lineage: Eukaryota; Metazoa; Chordata; Actinopteri; Syngnathiformes; Syngnathidae. Gene Ontology annotation, biological process: sodium ion transmembrane transport. Gene Ontology annotation, cellular component: plasma membrane. The record is from RefSeq and is a predicted model, not a curated record. Gene Ontology annotation, molecular function: L-proline transmembrane transporter activity. Bases 36 to 1832 code for a protein of 598 amino acids. The transcript has 11 exons.
ACUUGAGUGAAGACGUUAACAGUGCGGACGCAGAUAUGGAAAAGGAUGCUCGACCUAACUGGGACAGUCCCUUGCAGUUCGUGUUGGCAUGUGUUUCUUAUGCUGUCGGACUGGGGAACGUGUGGCGGUUCCCCUACCUGUGCCAGAUGCACGGCGGAGGAAGUUUCUUGAUUCCAUAUCUAUUGAUGUUGUUAAUUGAGGGUGUACCCUUAUUCUACAUGGAGCUUGCCAUUGGACAAAAGAUGCGCUUGGGAAGCAUUGGAGCCUGGUCAGCAGUUAGCCCUUAUUUGGGAGGAGUGGGUCUUGCCAGUGUUGUGGCAUCCAUUUAUAUCUGCCUCUACUACAACAUCAUCAAUGCAUGGAGCUUCUGGUACCUCUUUAAUUCAUUUCAAUCUGUUCUGCCCUGGUCAAAUUGCCCGGUUAAUGCUAACCUGACAGGCCCUGUAGAGGAAUGCCAAAAGGCUUCUCCAACCCAGUAUUUCUUUUUUAGAGAAACACUGAACAUUGCUUCUUCAAUUGAAGAGAAUGGAGGCAUUCGAACAAGCCAGGCUUUGUGUUUCCUGCUGGCUUGGGUGAUUACCUACCUCUUCGUUAUCCAUGGAGUAAAGUCAUCUGGCAAGGUGGUUUACUUCACUGCUACAUUUCCCUAUGUGGUGUUGGUUAUCUACCUCAUUAGGGGUUUAACUCUUCCUGGUGCCAUCAAUGGUAUAGCAUACAUGUUCACCCCCAAGUUGGAAGAGCUGGCCAAUCCCACUGCAUGGAUAAAUGCUGCCACGCAGAUUUUUUAUUCUCUGGGUUUGGGAUUUGGGUCACUGAUAGCAUUUUCCAGCUACAACCAGUACAACAAUAAUUUUGAGUAUCAGGCCAUCAUUGUCUCUAUCAUCAACAGUGGAACAUCCAUUUUUGCUUCCAUCGUCACCUUUUCUAUAUAUGGCUUUAAAGCAACAGUUAACUAUGAAAACUGCCUGGAGAGGACACGCAUAUUGCUGCUGAAUACUUUUAAUCUCGCAGAGGACACUAUUAACAUGGACAAUGUGUUUGAAUGGGUUCAAAAACUCAAUGCAACAUACCCGGAGCAGAUCGCUGAGCUUGGCAAUAAACUGGAAGAGUGUGACUUAACGAGUGAACUCGACACAGCAGUGGAAGGUGUUGGUCUUGCCUUCAUUGUGUACAGUGAAGCCAUUCAAAACAUGCCCUUGCCUCAAUUAUGGUCAGUGCUGUACUUCUUCAUGCUCCUGCUCCUGGGAUUGGGUAGCAUGCUGGGCAACUUGACCGCCAUCACCACCCCACUGCGAGACUUUAAGCUAUUCGCUAAUGUUAGCAAUGAGGUGUUAAACGGGACAGUGUGUGUCAUCUUGCUGCUGUUCGGCCUGGGCUUUACCACCCCCUCUGGAAAUUACUGGUUUACCAUGUUCAAUGAAUAUGGAGCAUCUUUCUCCCUGCUCUUUGUCGUCCUCAUUGAGAUUAUAACCAUCAGUUAUAUUUAUGGACUUAAAAGGUUUGAAAAAGACAUCGAAGACAUGAUUGGUCACCGUCCAAACUGGUAUUUUAAAAUUACGUGGGGAAUAAUAAGUCCCCUUCUGCUAAUAUGCCUCUUCAUCUUCUACAUUGUCAACUAUAUUAGAGGAGGGACACUCACCUACCAAGCAUGGGACAGGAACCUGGGAAAGUCAGUGGCGACAGACUAUCCUAUUUUUGGUCAAGUCUUCAUUGCAUUGCUGCUGGUGUCCGCAGUCAGCUGUGUUCCCCUCACAGCUCUGUACGUGUACUGCACGAACAAGAAGCAAAGACUUGUUAAGGAGGGCCCUUCGAUCAGCACCAUAUCUGCUUAGUGUGUCUAAUUUAGGAUGAUGAAGCGUACCUUUCAUGGGACUAGCUUCCCAGGUACCAUUCAUCUCCCUUUCCUUCAUACGUAUAAAUUUUGAGUUUCAGAACGAUUUUCUCAAGGCACUUUACAGGUCACAGUGGGACAAGACGCGUGCUUCUCAGCUCCACGUGAGCAAGGAAACACUUCCUCUGAGAAAGAAACAUACAAUAAAAUUGCUGGUUUUAUGCCACCUAGAAAUAUUACACAUAGUGGCAGAAUGUAAUUAAGUUUGAAGAAAUGUGAAAGACAAUCUUUUGUUAGAAUGGAAUUUUGCUUUUGUCUCUGUAGCCAAAGUCUAUCAGAGUGCACAAUUGUCAAUUAGUGGCAAAUAACUCAGGUUCAUAGAAAACAACUAUAAAGGUAGUUUGUUAUUUUUAAAGUGUUGUUUAAACUGCCUCCACUGAAUCCAAUUAUUAUUCACAGUACUAGAACUGUAUAUUUCUUUAUAUUUACAGUAUUAUAUUGAAUUCAUUUUUAAAGCCCAACAGCUGCUUUCAUGCCCUUUUAUGAAUGUAUUAUUUAAUAUAAAUAACUUUAAUGAACCAGCAGCAUUUAUAUUGUAUAGAGUGUGAUUAUGAUACUGAUAUUAUUGCCACAUGUGCUUGGAAAUAUGUCAUGUAAUAUAUGUUCAUAUUGUAGAUAGUUGUGUUAAAUGUUGAAAUGGUCUGUAAGUGUACAAUAUUACUGUGUAUUAACUAUCACAUUUUCUUAUGACCCAAUAUUGAGAUACAAAUUGAUGUUCCUAACCUCUUACUUUGUAUUUUCAUUUGCAAUUCCCAUUAAAAAU